Tilletiopsis washingtonensis is the source of this 1796-nucleotide messenger RNA. RefSeq lists its product as hypothetical. The record is from RefSeq and is a predicted model, not a curated record. NCBI's taxonomy places the organism in Eukaryota, Fungi, Basidiomycota, Exobasidiomycetes, Entylomatales. Gene Ontology annotation, molecular function: protein binding. The coding region runs from base 14 to 1678 and encodes 554 amino acids. The transcript has 5 exons.
GUCGCACGCGCCCAUGGCGCAAGCAGAGCGGCCUGCGCGCAGCGGCAGCCGCGGCGCCGAGCGCGACGCCGCUGCCGACGCCCAGGCGCACGCCGGCGCCCUCGUGCCGCGGCAAGACAGCGCCAGCUGCGGCGUCGCCUCUCUGCCGCGUCUCCCACCAGAACUCCUCUCGCACAUCGUCUCCUUCCUCGCGCCCGCCUCGCUCGCCAACGACCCGCUGGCGCACCGCACGCUCGCCGCGCUCGCCUGCACGUCGCGCCUCAUGCGCCACUGGGCGCUGCGCGUGCGCUACGAGACGCUCGUGCUGCCAAGACACGUGCGCGACUUUCGCCGCUGGUACGGCCGCAUACGCGCCGCCGAGCCGCCGUUUGUCUGUGCGGGAUAUACACGCGCCCUCUUCUCGGGGCUCGACGACGUGUCGCGUCUCACCGCAGCGUCGAGCGGCUGGGAGACUGAGUUCCUCCGCUUGCUGCACUAUCUCGGGCGGCACAUCACCCAUCUCUCUCUCUGGCACGCCGAGUCGCGCUGUCUGCUGCGCGACCACUCCCAAGUGCACCGCCCGCGUCCUCGGCAAGCAAACGGCAAGCGCUCCGCCAUUCCGCGCCUGCAGCCGUCGUGGGCGUGGGGCGAGGGGCUGCACUUCUCCGACGACGACACUUCCGACUCUUCCUCCUCCUUCUCCUCUGAGGGCGAAGAGCAAGGCGAGGAGCGCUCUGCGCAAGGGCAGGGCACCGAGCUUGCGGCGGCGGCGGCGCCAGACGAGGCGCUGCGAGCUCGGCAAGCGGCCGCCGCGGCGCGCGAGCGCGCGCGCGCCGUGCCGCCAAAGUGGCUGCUCGACGAGCUGGCGUCGGAUGCGCAGGCGGCGCAUCGGCAUCGCGCCCACCUGCCCGCCGAGCCGCUCGAGGACCUCAAGGUGCCGCACCAGCGCGCACAGGCGACGCGCGAGAGCUGGGGCUGUGCGCCGCAGAGCAUCAGUCUCUGUGUGGGCGGCCCGCACGUCGAGGAUCGCAACUGGCCGCGCCUGAAGUUCUGGCGGAGAUGCAGGGAGCUGGAUCUAUUCGUGCCAGUGACGACGUACGUGCCGCGCGUCCUCACGCUGCUCUCGACACUGCAUCGGCUGCCUCUGGUGCGCCUGCGCAUCUCCUCGCCCCACGCCACGCUGCUCCUUGCGCUGCCUCCCUUCUCGCGGCGCACACGCGGCGGCGCCCCUGCCUCGCCCUUCGACGACGACGCGCCCGGCGACGCCGCAGACACUGCCGCCGCCGCCGACGACGACGACGCGGCGCCUCUAGCGCCGCCCAAUCUCGCGCACAGCCUGACGCACCUCUCGAGCUGCGCGGGCCUCAAGUCGGCCGUGCUGGCCGAGUUUGCGGGCACGCAUCUCGACGACAUUUCCAUCCUCGAGGGCCUCGUCACGAGCCUCGUGCUGCUCGGCGCCGACGCGCCGCAUCUCUGGCGCGCCCUGCCCGCCGGCGCCUGCUGUCCGCUGCACUGCGCCGAGCCGGCGAGUCCGCCGCGCCUGCGCGGAAGCACGGGAGAGGAGCGCAUCCGCGUGCGCAUCCACCAGCGGGGCCAGAGCACAUGGGGCCGCCUGGCGACGCGCCGCAGCGACUUUGUGGAGCGUGCGUAUGCAGGCGGCAUGGGCGCGUGGAAGACGCUGGGCGCGUGGGAUGAUUGAAAGAGCCGGCCGGCCAGCCUAGCCGAGCCUUGUCUCUCACAACACGGAUGGAGUCUAAUCAUCAUGAGCUGAUACCCCCCGUCUCGUCUCCUCCGCCACGCUUUUGCCCCCCCCCCCC